GCUGCGAUGUUUGCUGCGGUUGCUUGUCAAAGAAUCGUCAUCCUAAAUCAACAUCAACAGACAGUGAGUCUGUCAUGCGCUUUCUUGAUUCACCUGAAACUGAGUUAAAUUUCUGUUCAUCUGCUUUCCUUCCCAAAAUCGUGCGAAACAUCAUAAAGGAGAAGCAACUAAGUCUCAUAACUGAUGAUACGACUCCAUUUAACACUACCUUUACAGCUAUUGUUCUUACUUGCAUAAUUCCAGAAAUUGCAGAGGGAAUAGAAUUCUAUUCUAUGAACGACGACUUUUCUGUGGACGUCAUCACAGAGGAAUUAAAUGCAUAUGUGACUAAUGUUAUGAAAGUUAUCACAAAUGAAGGAGGGGAUAUAAUUUACAUAGAAGAUGGCGUUCUUCACUGCUUAUGGCAUAUAGAACAUGCCAAUAUCAAUCAAGUCUCGGACCAUGUGCUACGAUUAGCUUUGUAUUUACAAACCGAAUUCGGCGAUACAAAGAGGAUGCUGGGUCAGAAAUUAAGAAACCAAAUAGGAAUUGCGACUGGAGAACUGAAUAUGCUUUUUGUAGGAUUAGAUACAGUUUACUUUGUAAGUAUUGGUGAGGCCGUUAAAGAAUCAGUUGCUUUGUCAAAAUUAUGCGGUAAAGGAGAAGUAGUGGCAUCGCCAUCCUUUUGGAAAAAUCUGGAUACAGCUGAAGACUACAAAUGGCAAGUUCUAAGUGAUGAUUCCACAGCGGUGUAUUCGAGUAAUAAAGCGUUCAUUCCAGUUGAUAACAGCAAAGAAGGUAAUCUAGAGCUAUUACAGAUUUAUGAUGCUGAAAUUGGAGAUUUUAUCAAUAGAUAUCUUCAUCCUUUGUACAAAAAUGUACGAACUAAACAGCAGCUUCAGAUUCUGUCAUCUAUGGCUCAGUUGGUGGUUAUCGUAACUAAAAUCUCUGACAUGGACUUAAAGGAACCGGAUUCCCUACAGGAUGCAACCCUUGAAAUCCAGGCUAUCGUGCAAGAAUACGAAGGUAAAUUGAUGAACAUAAUUUACAAUGGGGACGUAUUAUUCAUAAUACUGUUCGGAUAUCCCGGAUUCACCCAUACAGACGAUGCUGUCAGAAGCAUUUUGUGUUCUCAAAAAAUAGUCAAAUCACUGAAAUCGUUAAAUUUGAAGGUUUCAAUCGGAAUUUCUACUGGUUUGGUAUUCUGUGGAGUUCUAGGCCCACCUCUGAGGCAAGAAUGUUGCGUGCUAGGUAUGUCUGUGCACAUUGCCUUAACACUGGUCGAACAGUUCCAGGAUUGGGAGAUGGUAUGUUGUAUUAAUACUUUUUUCCGAACUCGGAGAAUGGUGGGAGAGAUCUUCACUCCUCUGAGAAAGAGAAUGAGAGCAGUAAGAGGUGCCAGCGUCUUUUUUCAUGUGCACUCUGAAAUCCAAAUAUUCAACUCCUCCGCUGUAAAGUGCAUUGGGAGGUCCGCAGAGAAAAAGAUGAUCACUGAUUCUCUAAAGGAAAUAAAAAAGGGAAUGGAUGAAUUGGAUGUACUUAUGCCUUUGAUAAACAUCAGAGGGAAAAUGGGACUAGGAAAAACUACUCUUUUGAAAUGGGCUCUUCAAGAGGCAUCCAAAGUCGGAUUUAAGUUUAUAAUACCAGUAAAUAAUCAUGUUUUUGAAGAAACAUACGACAAUGCCUGGAGUAUCGUAAACUCUAUUCUUCAACAAUGCUUAAUGGACACUGAAGAAAAGAUUUUAGCAUCGAUUGGCAAAGAUGCUGAAAAGUUCCCAUUGUAUUUACUCAAUAAGCAUUUGAAUACUUCGGUAAUAUGUUCCAUUCUACCAAUUUAA
This is a messenger RNA of Stegodyphus dumicola, 1817 nucleotides long. RefSeq lists its product as uncharacterized. The record is from RefSeq and is a predicted model, not a curated record. NCBI's taxonomy places the organism in Eukaryota, Metazoa, Arthropoda, Arachnida, Araneae, Eresidae.